Messenger RNA from Zingiber officinale, 4034 nucleotides. RefSeq lists its product as uncharacterized. NCBI's taxonomy places the organism in Eukaryota, Viridiplantae, Streptophyta, Magnoliopsida, Zingiberales, Zingiberaceae. The record is from RefSeq and is a predicted model, not a curated record. The transcript has 2 exons. The coding region runs from base 1002 to 4031 and encodes 1009 amino acids.
UUGAGGACUCCAGACCGAUCUCUGUUGGAGUGUUCUCUGCGGAUCCUUGUGUGACGGCAAGGAGAAGAUGAAUUUGGUCCGAGAUUUGGGUGUAGGGAUGUUUAGUUUUCUUUGCAGUUUGUUUCUAGCUUAGGUUUUCUUAUUCCUGCAGAUUUGUUUCUGAAUCUGAUAGUUUAUAGUCUGGAUUUAGUUGUAGUUUCAUUUGCUACAUGAAUCUGAUAUGCUUAGUUCUGUUUUUGUUGCUGAUUAGUUCUGUUCGUGUAGCAAAAAACUGCUGAAAUUCUGUUUCUUGCGUUUGUGACUGUGAAUUCUGUUAGAGUUAAUUGAUAGCUGUUUAGUUAGUGAGUUUAUUAUCUGCACUACUGGUUACUGCAUUUAGUUAAAUGAAGAGUGAAGUUUUGUCAACUUUCUGCAUCCAGUCCCAGUAGGAAGGUUUAGCUGAUGUGGAAGUUUAGUCUGGUGUCCAUUUCUGAUAGCUAAGAAUUAGAGUUCUAGUUUGCUUUGUGCACGUGUAGAAUAAACAAGGUUUGAUUGUAGUAAUGAGGUUGAAUUCUAUUUAGUGCAAGUAAGUGUUAAGUGUUUGAAUUUUAGUACGUGUAAGUAAAUUCUGCAGUAGGUAAUGGUUUUUGUCAGCAAGUUUAAUUCUGUUUUCUGCUGCAUUUUAAUACCAAAUCCCCAUUUCAUAUCUAGAAAACCCAAAAAGUGUGUUCUUAAUCCAAAAUAAGCACGUUCUAGCAUAAUCCUCGGAAAUUCAACUCGGGCCUUAUACUAAAACAUUGCUUUGUGUAGUUGUGGGUUUUCGAUCAUAUUGUUAAUUUGGGAGUUUAUUUGUGACAUCUAUUUAGAGAGCUCAUCAAAUUUUGGCGCCGUUGCCGGGGAACUUUAAACUUUGCUAGAAUUGUUUGUUUGUUUUGGAUUGUGAAUAAUUUUCUCAGCUUUAGUUUGCUGAUUUUUCUGAUUUUAUUGAAUAACUACUAAAUUUUGAUUGUUUAUUGGCUUGCAUGACUAGGUCUUCCUUUGCAACAUUACUUGAACUUGACCCGGAGAUUGAGAGAACCUUUUGGGCUUUAAGGAGACAAGCUAGGUCAGCAGCAACUUGUGAGAGCAGAAUUUCAGAGAUGGAUAAUCAGUUAACAGAAGGGGAUCGAACUAUGAAAGAGCUUGCCGCACCAGAUGUGGCUUAUAAGUACUCAUGCAUCACUUAUCCAGAUUUGGCAGGAGAUUUUGAACUCAGAUCAGGACUUAUUCAUUUUCUUCCCAAAUUUCAAGGGUUAUCAGGAGAGGAUCCCAACCGCCAUCUACAUGAGUUCCAUGUGGUUUGUUCUACCAUGAAACCACAGGGGAUUUCAGAAGAAGACAUUAAGUUGAGGGCCUUUCCAUUCUCUUUGACAGGAGCAGCAAAGGACUGGUUAUAUUGCCUUCCAGCUGGAUACAUUACUAGUUGGAUUGAUAUGAAGAAAGCAUUUUUGGAGAAAUUUUUCCCAGCUUCUAGGAUUGCAACUAUCAGAAAGAGCAUUUGUGGUAUUCAGCAAGUAGUGGGAGAGACUCUUUAUGAUUAUUGGGAGAGAUUCAAGAAGCUGUGUUCGAGUUGUCCACAACAUCAGAUUAGUGAUCAGCUUCUUGUUCAAUAUUUCUAUGAGGGCCUACUUCCUAUGGAUAGGAGCAUGAUAGAUGCAGCAGCUGGAGGCGCCUUGGUGAAUAAGACUCCAAAUCAAGCAAGAGAGCUAAUUUCAAAUAUGGCGGAAAAUUCACAGCAAUUCGGGAGUAGAGCUCUUGGAACUAGAGUGGUUAAUGAAACUCAUUUGGUUUCGAAUGAGCAACAAGAAAUCAGAAACAAUUUGCAAGAAUUGACCUCUCUAGUGAAGCAAAUGGCGUUGCAAAAUUCAAGUCAUGUUUCAAAUUUUCCUUUACCAAUGAUGAAGUUGUGUGGAAUUUGUUCAAGCCAAGAUCACUCUUCGGAUCAUUGUCCUAAUCUACAUCAAGAUGAAUCCGUUGCAGCCAUUUCAAGACCUCAAUUUCAGCAACACAAGUAUGAUCUCAACUCUUCAACUUAUAAUCCGGGAUGGAGGGAUCAUCCUAAUUUGAGGUAUGGGAACACAUUUUAUCAGCAGCCAACACAAAAUCAGAUUGGACAGCCAUCAUUUCAGCAUCAGCAGAAUCAACAUUAUUUCCAGAACCAUCCAGUAGUUCAUUCUCAGCAAAAUCAAAUUCAGCAACCUGUGCAGAAUUUCCAGCAGCCAAGCAGUGCGAAUCAGCACCAAUCUCAGCUUGCACUACCUUCUUCUACAAGCCCAAGAUCAAUGCAACCUCAGCAGAACUUUAGCAGCUCAAAAAUUGAGGAUUUGAUGCAGCAAGUGCUACAACAGCAACAGCAAAUGAUGCAACAGCAGCAACAUCAGCAGAGGACUGAUACAGCAUUGCAAAACAUUGAAAGGCAGAUUGGGCAGCUUGCUAGCAACAUUAAUCAGAUGCAAAAUCAAGGAUCUGGGCAAUUACCUUCACAACCGACUCCAAAUCCUAAGGGAAAUGUGAGUGCAUUAACUCUUCGAAGUGGUAAAACAAUUUUAGACCCAAAUCCGAAUUUUACAGCAGGAGCACAGCAGAAUAUUUCCAGGCCAUUUGCAGCUUCGAGUUCACAAAAUUUCCAGAAUUUUCCAGCAAAUUCAGAGCAGCCAGAUUCUGCACAGAAUGGGAUUACUGGAUUUGAUCAGCAACAUUUCAAUCAACCAGAAGUUUCAGAUUCUGAUCAAAUUGAUGGAGCAGAUUUCGGCUUGGAAUUUACUCCAACAGCAGAUUCAAAUUCAGCUCAAAAUUCAGCAGAUAAUCUAGAAAAUUCUGGACAGAAUCUGGAUAGAAAUUUAAACCAGCAAGGAGUUGAGCAUUCUAUUCCAUUACCUUUCCCUCAAAGAAGUGUACAACCAAGGAAAGAGAUGGAGGAAGAAAAGGCUAAAGAAUAUCAAGAAUUGGUGAAAUUAUUCAGCAAGGUUGAAGUGAAUGUGCCUUUGCUUACCAUGAUCAAACAAAUUCCGAAAUAUGCCAAAUUUCUCAAGGAUCUUUGUGUGCACAAAAAGAAAUUAAAGGGGAAUGAAUUGAUAAGUAUGGGAAAGAAUGUCUCAGCAUUACUUCAGCCAGUUCCUCAGAAGUGUGAAGAUCCAGGAGUUUUCACCGUGCCUUGUGUUAUAGGAGAUUGUAUUUUUGAGGAUGCAAUGUUAGAUCUUGGAGCUUCUAUUAAUGUGAUGCCUAAAUCAGUUUUUCAGUCAUUAAGAAUUGGACCUUUGCAGCCUACAGGUGUAGUGAUUCAGUUGGCCAACCGUAGUCAAGCACACCCAGCAGGAGUGAUUGAGGAUGUAUUGGUAAAAGUGAGGGAGUUAAUUUUUCCUGCAGAUUUUUACAUCUUAGAUAUGGAGGGAGAUGUGCUUGCGAAUAGGGCCCCACUUAUUCUUGGACGUCCAUUCUUGAAGACUGCUAGAACGAAGAUUGAUGUGCAUGCAGGAACUCUUUCUAUGGAGAUAGGAGACACAGUGGUUAGAUUCAGCAUUUUUGAGGCUAUGAAGCAUCCUAGAGAGGAUCAUUCUAUUCUUAGCGUGGAUAUCUCAGAGGAGUUGGAUGGCAUGGAAUUCUUGUCAGAUGUUGAUUCAGACUUAGAGGUUUCUGAUUUUGGUACAGUGAAUGAAUUUGUUGCAUUAUUGGAAGAUGUUUUAGAUGUGGAAUCUGAUGUCAAUUCAAGUGAAUGCGUAGGGGAUUGCUCAGCAGCAUUACCCCUAGGAUCACCUAUUAUGGAGCAGACACAAGAGGAGUUGAAACCAUUGCCCCAACAUCCGAAAUAUGCAUAUUUGGGAGAAAAUCAGCAGCUACCUGUCAUCAUAGCUCAGAAUUUGGAAUCUGAUCAGGAGGAACGAUUGUUAGAGAUUCUGAGACAGCAUAAAAAGGCCAUUGGAUGGACUUUGGCAGAUAUUCCUGGGAUCAGUCCUUCCAUUUGUAUGCAUAAGAUUCACUUAGAGGAGGAUGUGAGGCCAGUGAGACAGCCAUAGAGA